AUGAAGAAAGAGACGGGUUUUGAUCCAGAAUUUUUCGAAGAAAACAUCAACGCAUCUUUCACUGGUGUCUGCAGAGCUAUUACGAGCAUCGACUGUCCUGCCAUCUUCCACUGGUCGCACUCGGCCCAGCACGAGCGUUGGGCACAUCUUAUUUCCGAGAUAUCAGGCGAUAUUACACUCUUGUCGAAGAUCGCGAAAACGCCACUGCAGCAAACAACGUUUGAUGAAAUGCAAAAAAUCACAACUGAGCCGAGCCAGAGGACAGUUUUUAAGAACAUUUUCGUCAAGAGCCUGGAGCGCUCGUGUGUCUAUUCCGAGAAAAUAAGAUCUACUCGUGUUGAAGUAAAUGGGGAUUCUUAUUGGACACUUUCCGCUUACGCAGUGAAUGUCGACAGCCUCGGAGGCGUUCCUGAAUACCUCGACGAGCAAAAUUUCAGCGAUUUCACUACAGCUGUCCAGUCGAUCGCCGACUCCUAUCUUCAGGAAUUCACGAUGGCCUACAAACUCGACGGCAACACUGGUGUCUGGAAUGAUGAAAACUUUAAACUUUGGGACUACAAGCUGAGCAACCCCGAGAAUACGUACAACACAAGCAUUUUAAAAGCCGGAGAGCUCUGUAGAUUUUCCUUGCAGCCUUCGAAAAAUGUUUUCUACGAUGAUGACGAAUAA
Molecule: messenger RNA, 669 nt
Organism: Oikopleura dioica
Lineage: Eukaryota; Metazoa; Chordata; Appendicularia; Copelata; Oikopleuridae
Source: the annotation of a GenBank genome assembly